Molecule: messenger RNA, 1198 nt
Organism: Lingula anatina
Lineage: Eukaryota; Metazoa; Brachiopoda; Lingulata; Lingulida; Lingulidae
Product: neuropilin and tolloid-like protein 2
Molecular function (GO): protein binding
Source: RefSeq, a predicted model, not a curated record
CUCUCCGUGCCGACUGCCUUAUCUAUCCGUGUCAAUAGGUGGAUUUGGAGUGCUGUAAUCACACGGGAGACGGCUUAAUUGCCGCUAUUGACAGAUUUUCAUGUCUAAAAAUCAGACCAGAGAGGAGAUUUCAAUCCAAGCGUGUUAGCCCGUAUAAAGAAGAGAAGAAACUGAAAACUGCGUCAGGGAUGUCAGGUCGUCCGUCUCUCACCUAGUUCGGAAAUGGCUGCAGCCGGAGAAUAAACUACUGGAUUCCGUGAAUUAAGAGAUUUUUAUAAGUAAUUAUGAUCACAAGUCUUGGGUCGUAUUUUACAGAACGUUGUAAACAAUGUAUUUGAACGGUUGCUGGGGCGGUUUGCAACAGACGGGUGGAUUGCCCUCUUGUUUUUUCGUCGCUGUUCUCUAUACGUUUGGAUAUGUUAAAGGUCUGGACUCAGAUUCUGUGUACUACUUAACGGAAACAUGUUACGGUCACGUACAGGCAGCAGAAGGGCGAAUAGAGGCGAGCACCGCGUUAACGUACGACAACAACAUGAACUGCGUCUUCACCGCAACAGCCACGGGGGGCGUUGGACUCAUACUGGUCCUGCAGAGAUUUGAGAUAGAGGAAAGCACGGACGGGCAAUGUAAAUUUGAUAAUUUGACUCUUCACAAUGGUAAUAGCGUCGCAAGCCCGGUUAUACCGACAGCACCGCUGUGUGGCCGUAGAAGUGGCUUGUAUUUCCUUACCUCCUCAACGUCCGUGACUGUGCAUUUCAGAACAGACUCCUCUGGUGUUGAUAGGGGUUUCAGUCUACUGUUCACGGCCUAUUAUCAAGCACCAUGCAGAGCUGACCAGUUCUUGUGUGGAGGAGGACAGUGUGUUGGGGGGAACGUGAAGUGUAAUGGAUUAAACCAGUGUGGCGAUUUCUCGGACGAAACCAACUGUGCAGAAGAUUCGGAAGAGGAUUCUGCCAACGAUCCCGUUCCCCAGGCAGAUCCAGGCGUAGUAUCUGGAGUUAUAAUAGGAGUGACUUUGUUUAUAAUUCUUGUAAUACUCGGAGCUUGGCGCCUUUACAAAUGGAAACAAUACAAGGCAUUUUUGAAAAGAAUUGAAAAUGAAGAGGUGGAGAAGGCGGGAUAUAAUGAAAUAUCUUUCAGGACAGUAGACAACAGAGUGGAAUAUCCUCUCACGAACUAUUAUCAAAAUGACGACUAG